Molecule: messenger RNA, 549 nt
Organism: Rhododendron vialii
Lineage: Eukaryota; Viridiplantae; Streptophyta; Magnoliopsida; Ericales; Ericaceae
Exons: 1
Coding region: 1-549 (182 amino acids)
Source: RefSeq, a predicted model, not a curated record
AUGAUCCUUAGAACCUUAGGGAUCACCCAAGAUGGAGAUCGUGUGGCCUUGAUCACCUACCAGCUGAAAGGAGAAGCCCACUACUGGUGGGAUCUAAUGGAGGCAACCCAUGUCAUAGCCACCAUGACCUUUGCCGAGUUUGAGACCCUAUUUCUCGACAAGUACUUCCCCACACCCCUUCGUCUGGCCAAGGAACAAGAGUUCCUAAAUCUGAAACAGGGAACGAUGACCGUUACCCAAUAUGCGGCCAAAUUCGAGGAAUUGUCUCGUUACGCCCAAACGGCCGUUGCAACUGAGGACAAGAAGGCGAGAAGGUUUGAGUGGGGACUGACAACUGCUAGAAGGGCUGUGGUAGCUCAGGCCUUUCCCACCUAUUCCGGUGUUGUGAAGUGUGCUCUUCGGUUAGAGAGUGAGGAGACUGACUUCAAAAUCCGAUGGAGGAAGGCGAAUAACAGCACUGGUGGACCAAUCCGAACCCUUUUACCCAGCAACAACCAUGGACCCUACCCUACCAAACCCUCUAACCUGCUUCAAGGCGACCAACUCUAG